GGCAUUUACCAACUGUUCGAGCCCAAGGGUCUUCCCUGCAUCCACGGAGUACAUCUCUCUCGCAAAGACUUGGGGUAUUGGGCACUCAACUCGAUCAGUGAGAACCAGCAGAAUGCAGCAGGGUGGUGGAGUUGAAAAGGAGGUGACAUGGGAGGAUCAACAAAAUAUCAACAAGUUUGGAAGAUUAAACAACAGAUACCACGAGCUUCAAGAUGAGAUCAAAGUCUCCAAGGAACUGACUGAGAACUUGGAGGAUGCAGGCAAUGAGUUGAUACUCUCAGAUGAGGAGGUGGUGAGGUUUCAGAUUGGGGAGGUCUUCACCCACAUGCCAAGGGAAGAAGUAGAGAGCAAACUGGAUGAGAUGAAAGAGGAAGCAGCCAAGGAACUGGAGAGACUCGAAGAAGAGAGAGAAUCAGUUCUAUCACAGAUGGCUGAGCUCAAGAAGAUCUUAUAUGGAAAGUUCAAUGACUCCAUCAAUUUGGAGGAGGACUAGAGAUCAAUUUUGGUGUGCCAGGGCUCCGCCUUUAUGUGAAAUGUGAAGUACAUGCCUUGUUUAAUUUGUUUGAGUGGUGCUUUCUAGUUGAGGUAUGUCUUUUUCGUAGAAGUUGUUGGGUAGUCUUUUGCCUUUGAUAUGAAUGUGUCUGGAUGGGAAUUUUUUUGGAUAACAUAUGUUUAGAUGGGAUUUUACUUGAAAUUAUGCAUUUAAUAUGGAUUCAUGGUGCUGAA
This is a messenger RNA of Amborella trichopoda, 726 nucleotides long. RefSeq names its product ABI3-interacting protein 3 (gene AIP3). NCBI's taxonomy places the organism in Eukaryota, Viridiplantae, Streptophyta, Magnoliopsida, Amborellales, Amborellaceae. Gene Ontology annotation, biological process: protein folding. The record is from RefSeq and is a predicted model, not a curated record. Gene Ontology annotation, cellular component: cytoplasm; prefoldin complex.